Paramecium sonneborni is the source of this 3102-nucleotide messenger RNA. The record is from the annotation of a GenBank genome assembly. NCBI's taxonomy places the organism in Eukaryota, Ciliophora, Oligohymenophorea, Peniculida, Parameciidae.
UUUAAAAAUAAUAAUCCUAUGUUAAGUACAGAAAUUCCUGAUCCUUAAAAAAUAGAAGAAGCCUUUACCAUAAUUAUGUCAACCAAAAAUCAAUAAAUUGGAAAAGAAGCAGAUGCUUAUUUAAGAAAUUUAGAAUAAAAUUAUCCAUACAUUUUAGUAUCACUAUUGUAAAUUUUUGAGAACAGUCAGGUAUUAAUUAUAUAAAUUAUAUAUUUAAAGGUAUACCUAAAUAAAUUUUAAGCAUUGUUACUAAUAAAAAACGUCAUAGUGAGAAAUUGGAUCAAAAAUUAGUUCAAAGAUAAUUAGAAAAUUUAAAAUAUAUCAGAAGAGUUGAAAAAUCAUGUAAAGGAUAAAAUAUUAUAAUUUUUGGGGGUUGUUUAAGAUGAUAAAUUUAAGAAAGAAAUCAAUUUGAUUCUUUCUGUCAUUGCUAAGCAUGAUUUUCCAUUAAAAUUUUAAGGAUUAGUAAACUAUUUUGUUAAAGGCCUAUAAACUAUUAUAUAAAGUGGAUCAACUAAUUGUGCAUUAACUUAUGAUUUAAUAGUUUCACUAAAAGUUGUUUAGCAAAGUGUAGUAUAAAUUAGAAAUAGUAUUAAUAUUAAAUAUUUCAUAGCUCCUUGGAAACUUUAAUAAGCAUAAUUUUUUUAAGCGAUUUGGAAUAAUUUAUUACUCCUUUGGAAAAAUGUAACGUAAAUAUAAUCUCAAGAAUUACAACAAAAUAUAAAUAAUUAUUCUUUUGUUAAUAAAAUUUCCAAAAAAUUGGAUAGACUGAUAUCUUUAUCUAUAAUGCAUCUUCAUUAAGAAUAAGACCAGUAAAAAUAUUUUAAUAUUUAAUUUUAGAGAGAAAAUACAAUUAGUGUUUGUGUUAUUAUUAGAGAAAUCAGCAUUUUUAUUAAAAAUAGUUUAGCAAUAAAAAUUAUUAUAACCCAAUCUUAAAACACUUCUUCAUAGUUUAGGCAAUAUUUAAAGUCUUUUUUCACUAAGUAUUAUAUAAGGGUUUUAAGAUUAUAUGAUAUUAUUGAAAUUAAUAAUAUAGAAUGAAUGGGAUGAUAAAAGAGUUUUAAGAACAGGAUUGAUCGGAAUAAUCAAAAUAUUAAAAAUCUUUUUCUAUUUUAAAGAUGAAAAAAAUUACAAUAAGAAACUUUAAGAAGCAAAUUCAGAAUAAUAUAAACAAACAAUUCAAACUGCCAAUUAACUUUUUAAUUCGUUCUUUUUGGAAAAUAUGCAAUUUUUAAUUGAAUAACUCAUUCAAAUAGCAGCAAUUCCAACUGACCUUAGUGAUGAAGAACUAAUAGAAUAAGAAGAAGAUUCAACAAUUGAUGAUCCAUAAAAUGAAAUGCAUUGUCCUAUUUUUACAAUAUGCUUAGCAUGCCAAUAUUAAUUGAUGUAAAGAUUUCCUGAUUUAUUCAUUCAAAAAAUUACUCAAAUAAUGUAAUAGUUAAUAAAUAGUAAUUUUAAUGCAAAUUAAUAAAUUUUGGAAAGCUUAUUUGCAAUAUUGGGAUCAACACCAAAAAUAACUACAAAAUUAAAGAUCUAACCUAUCUAAAUUUAACCUGUUUUAUAAUAUUUAAUAAAGACAAAUACGAUUUAAAGUUAAAGAAGGUUUGCAUUCUUAUGUAGAAGCUAUUGUAAUUGUUUCAGUGAUUCUGAACUACCUUAGAUUUUAGAAUAUUCUCGACUUUUAUUAAGCAACUCAUAAGAUUAAAUUGUUUAAUAUUAAACUUUAAUGUGCAUUAAAAAUAUUUUAAUUUGUUUAGGCUAGAAUUUUGAUUUUAGGAAUAUUCAAUUUUUUGAAUAAAUUGCACCUGUAAUUGUAAAAUUAUUAUGCAAUUUAUAAAAAUCCAGCAUUUUAUGGCCUUUGUUGUCCUUCUUAGAAACUCUAAUUUUAAAAUAUUCAGAAACAAAUGCAAAUUCAAUGUAAAUUUUGGUUAAAAUCAUUGAAAACUCAGAUUUAAUAAUAUUGAUGAAAACUAAGUCAUAGUUGCUUAUAGGAGCUUUGUGUGAUAUGUUUUUUGCUCUGUUUGUUUCCUUUCCUUUAGGAACAAAUUUAAAUCACUUAUAUAAAUUAGCACUGGUUUUGAUAGAUACAAAUUUAGAUUCAAAAGAAAAUCACAUUUUCGAAUUUUUACAGUUUUUGUUAUAAGAAUAUGAUCCUGCUUCAGAUAACAAUUCUACAGGUAUUUUAUUCAGCAAUUUGUAUAUGACAAAUGAGAAACUGCUUAUGGAUGAUACAGAGUUUAAUCACAUGUAAACAAUAUUAAGAGUUAUUGAAGAGCUCUUGUUAUUAAAUCUUAUUUAAUUAUCAUCAAAUAUAUUUAAUCUUCUCUAAGAAAGAUUAUAAAUUGCUUAAUAAAAUGAAUGCCAUGAUGCUGCUUUUAUCUUAAAAAAGAGCUGCAUAAGUUUAUUAGAAACUAUAAUUCUGAAACAAUAUGAAAGCAUUACUAUUUAACAAAAUUAAUAGAUUAUAAUAUUUUUAAUUUAAGAAUUGAUUAAAUUAAGUGGAAGAGAUUAGGUAGACCAAAUGUAUUACACAAUAUAAUACAAGAAUAAUAUUGUGGAGAUCUUAAAUAGAUUUAUUUUAAAGGAUAUAAUAAGUAUGAUUUAAGUAUUAAAUUCUAUGUAAGUGUCAUUAGAUUAAUAUUUUAUUUUAUGGUAAGAUACUGCUUAACAUAUAGUUAACAGGGGAAAUAGGAAAAUAAAUAUCAUUGCUUAAUUAUUAUUCAUAAAAUAUCUUCAAAAACCUACAUUUGAAAAAGUAUUUCAGCAUGUGCUUUAAGAUGCAUUUCCUGAAAUUGAUUAUGAUUUUGAGCUAAAAUCUAAGGAAUUUAGAGAAUUGUAAUUACAAAAUAAAAAAAAAUAAGCUAAUUCUCGAUAAAGCAGAUUGGCUAAAUAGUUUAGAAAUAAUUAUAGGAAGGAAAUCUUAUAAGAACUUUGCUUAUAUGAUGACACAUUUAAUUUAAAAUAAUUCUUCUUUUAAACAAUAUAAGUAUUUAAUUAAUAUUAUUAUAGGAAUGCAUGAAACUUCAUAAUUAUUCUGAAUUAAGUUAGAUUAUAAAUAUUCCAUCAGUUAUAGACAAAUUGAAUUAAUUGUUAAAUGAGAAAUGA